Molecule: messenger RNA, 981 nt
Organism: Oikopleura dioica
Lineage: Eukaryota; Metazoa; Chordata; Appendicularia; Copelata; Oikopleuridae
Source: the annotation of a GenBank genome assembly
AUGAUCAAUCUGGUAAAAUUUUCUGGUCGAAAGAGAGGAUCGCCUAAAAAUGCCAACAAGAAAAUUGCAAAAAAAGGACCAAAAAGGACCGGGAAAAAAACGACCAAAAACGAGACGGUUCCAAUGAUCGCCUGUGCUGAGCAAAAAGUCCAGACUCCGACAUUCACUCAGCAAGAAAGCAACUCAUCGCAGAAGUAUGGAACUAUGAUCCCUAGUAGAAUCUUUGUUGGUGGAAUCGACUUUAAGACAUCGGAAGAGGAUCUCCGCGAAUAUUUCUCCAAAUUCGGUUCCGUCCGCGACGCAAGAAUCAUCCGAGACAGAGCCGAAGUUUCCAAAGGCUACGGUUUCGUGACGUACGACAAUGCCGAUGCAGUCAACAACGCGCUCGAAGAAAGUGACAAUCUUCAUCUUCACGGGAAAAAGUUAAACAUUGGCAGAGCUGUCAGGAAGCAACCAACAGGCAUUCCCUACAAUACCGAUCCAUUGAUGAACACUUGGAUGCUGCACCCAGGUGGAUACGCCUCCAUGACCAACUCGACUGGAGUCACUUACUUUGUUGCCCCGCAGAAUCAAAUGCCACUGCCUGGAUAUUCAAUGGGUGCAGGCGGUCAAAUCAUCGCCCCAUUAACCUACAUCCGCAACCCAACUACUUCCGCGAUCAGCUACAACCACCAAAUCAUGCAGCAGAUGAUGCGAUUCGGCGCGUUGCCUCAGUACUACGGGCCACAGCACGCCGCCGCUGCUCAAUACAGUCAAAUGGCUCAUGCUGCUGCUCAAAUGGCCGCUGCAGCCCAUGCUCAUCCAAUGUACUAUCCGGCAAUGGGCCAGCCAGACGAGUCUGACAGCACUUAUUCGGACUCGGACCCGUACCAGAAAUUUACCUUCGGGGACAAUCCCGCUAUCGUUCCAGGCGCUCCCCUCGGCGCAGCGCAUUUGACACCGCCCGACACGCCACAAGAAGAGCAAUACCAAGCUGCGUAA